This is a messenger RNA of Papaver somniferum (opium poppy), 2140 nucleotides long. RefSeq names its product protein UPSTREAM OF FLC-like. The record is from RefSeq and is a predicted model, not a curated record. Bases 156 to 1670 code for a protein of 504 amino acids. The transcript is spliced from 4 exons. Lineage: Eukaryota; Viridiplantae; Streptophyta; Magnoliopsida; Ranunculales; Papaveraceae.
UCCAUUCUUGAAACUUUCGUCGUGUCCACACCUCUCUUUUCUCAAUCAUCAGUCUCCCCUUAUAAAACAUCCCACAUUCCCAUCUCUCUUCCCCCUCUCUGCACCUAAAACUGUCUUCUCUGUUCACUUCUCAUCAAAAACUUCUUCAUCCAUUAAUGGCGGUAACAUCAAGAGGAAGAACAACAGAAGUUCAAAUGACUACAAAGAAAUGGAAAGAUCACAGAGAUAACACAACUAGUCCUGAAAGAAGAAAAGUAUGGACUGAAAUUAAACCAGCACAUUAUGAGAGGAAAGUUUCUGUUGUUUAUUAUCUCUGUAGAAGUGGUAGUCUUGAACAUCCUCAUUUCAUGGAAGUUCCUCUUUCUUCUAAUGAUGGGCUUUUCCUUAGAGAUGUUAUCAAUAGAUUGAAUCUGUUGAGAGGAAAAGGCAUGGAAACUAUGUAUUCAUGGUCAUCAAAGAGGAGCUAUAAGAACGGAUUUGUAUGGCAAGAUUUAUCAGAGAAUGAUUUCAUAUAUCCAGUACACGGCCAAGAAUAUGUACUAAAAGGAUCAGAAUUACUUGAUACUCCGCCAUUAAACAACUUCGAAUCAGCAACAAUUACAACAUCUUCAUCAACAUCUUCAUGCAUGGAAAAACGUAUAGCAGAAGUUGAAGAGGAAGAAGAAGAAUGUGAUUUUCCAGUAAUUGUUAGAAGAAGAAACCAGUCUUGGAGUUCGAUUGAUCUCAACGAAUACAAAGUUUAUAAACCGGAAUCAAAUAUCCAGUCACCGGGGAAAGGAGCCGAUGCUUCGACACAAACGGAUGAUAAACGACGGCGAAUCAGAAGAAGCAUCAGUAGUGUCGAUGACAUGAACCCCAAAAAGAUUAGUCCGAACAGAAUCAAUGAAGAAGAUGAAUACGAAGAAGAACAAAAUCAAACAACUGAAUUAACCAGAGAAGAGAUAUCACCACCACCAUCAUCAUCCAGUCCUGAAACACUCGAAACUCUAAUCAAAUCCCACCGGUGCAUUUCGCAAUGUACUAACCCCGACCAACUAUCAUCACCCAAUGAUCAGAACAAACACAGCGGCAGAAUCAAAGCGUCGGCGGUACUAAUGCAGCUAAUCUCCUGCGGAACUAUAUCGUGCACCACUUCAUCCACAUCAACCAUUGCACCGUCAGAUAAGUCGCACCAAGACGGUGGUGGCGGCGGCGGGUUUUCGCUCAUAUCGUAUUAUAAAUCAAGAUUACCCCGUGGGACUGGUUCCGGCAGUAGUCAGAUGUCGACACCGGCCAAUGUGGUUGAUUGUUUAAUGGAGAAUCCUAGUUUUGAGAAGAUUACGCUUGAAGAUAAAGAGUAUUUCAGCGGGAGUCUGAUUGAAACUAAUAAGAAGGAAAAAUUUUCUGUUAUACAAAGAUCUUCUUCUUACAAUGCUGAUCGAAGCGCGAAGUUGGUUUUGAGAGAUAAAGAAAUAGAUGGAGUAAGAGCAAAAUGCAUCCCAAGGAAACCAAAAAUGUCGAUGCAUAUUAGGAAACAAAGUAGCAGUAGCAGCAACAUUAGCAUGAAAAGCAGCACCAGCAACAGCAUUAUCUCGCCAAGUAGCAGUAGCAAUGAUCUACAUUUGGGAACCGGUGGAGGCGGAAGCAGCAGCAAGAGACAUAGUAGCGGUUCAUCAUCAUCAGUUCAGUAAUCCAUGGCACGGUCACAUAAAAAUCCUAACUCUACUCAAGUAAAAACCCACCAUUUUUGGUUAAACCCAAAAAUAGAAGAAGAAGAUUAAUGUAAGUAGGCAAGUUUGGCAAAAUCAAGGUGCACACACAGUGUGUCUAGUGUUUUGAGUCAAAGCAUUUGCCUUGCAAUAUACGGCACGGAGUGUAGAGACAGACAUAAUUAGGGUUGGUAAUAUGGGUGUGUGUUGCAGAGCCAGAGGCUGGGUGGUGGUUUUGUUUUUUAAGGCUUAGUUUAAUAUUUGGGGUUGUUACCUAGCAACUUACUGUGAUCUCUUGGGGAAAUGGUGCGACAUUGGGGUUAGAAUAUAUAUAUUAGAGUGUUUUCUAUAUAUGUUUGUCUCUCUGCAGUCUCUGAAAUUGCGUUGUUGUUUUAACUUACUUUACUCUGUAGGAUUUCUUGUGAUGAAAUAUUAUAUAUCUGUAUGUAUUA